Messenger RNA from Camelina sativa (false flax), 1871 nucleotides. Its product is annotated as phenylalanine--tRNA ligase alpha subunit, cytoplasmic. Gene Ontology annotation, molecular function: phenylalanine-tRNA ligase activity; ATP binding; tRNA binding. Gene Ontology annotation, cellular component: cytosol; cytoplasm; phenylalanine-tRNA ligase complex. The record is from RefSeq and is a predicted model, not a curated record. Lineage: Eukaryota; Viridiplantae; Streptophyta; Magnoliopsida; Brassicales; Brassicaceae. Gene Ontology annotation, biological process: phenylalanyl-tRNA aminoacylation.
AACCUUAAUUCUCUAGUAAAUAGGCUGGGGUUAAAGGAAGCUUAAGCUUUAUGUUUUCUCUGUUUUAGCUAGCAAACUAGAUCAGUGGCAAAGGCUCGGGCUCGUAUUACCAACCAAAAAAAGAAGAACCAUCUAAUUCGAUUCGAUUAGCGUCUCUGGCCUUGCAUCCCAAAUUUUCAGCUAUUCCAUGGCAGAGAGAGCGAUACUAGGGUUCCUGCAGAACAAUGAGCAGAUCCCGGAUUCAGGUCAAUUUUCUGCCGAGCACAACCUUGACCACGAUCAAGUCAAGAAUGUCAUCAGAAGGCUACAGGGUUUUCGUUACAUCGAUGCUCAGGACAUUACUAGGAAGACAUGGGUUUUGACUGAAGAAGGAAAGAAAUAUGCCGCACAAGGAUCACCAGAGGUUCAACUUUUCUUAGCUGUGCCAGAAGAAGGUAGCAUAUCAGCGGUUGAGCUCAAGAAAAAGCUAGGUGAUUCGAUCGACAGUUUUGCCUGGAAAUAUGCUAAAGAAAACAAGUGGGUGGAGAUGGAAAAAAAGCAAGUCUCAAGAAAGGUUCAACAUGUAGAUGAUGUAGUGCAAGCACUGCUUUUACAUAUACAAGAUGGGAAGGAAAUUGACGAGGCCGGUAUCGUUUUUCUCAAAGGCAGGAAAAAUCUCAUAGAACAAAUGAAAUGGAAUGGGUAUUCUUCCAUAAAGAAAGGUCCUAAUUAUGCUCCCGAGAGAAAGAUGGUGUCCACCGAUUUGACUCGUGAAAACCUACAAAACUGGAAAGAGUUAGAGUUUAAGGAGUAUAAUUUCAAUGCUAAAGGAGCACCUGUUGAGGCUGGUCUUCUUCACCCUCUUCUCAAGGUCCGGAAGCAGUUUAAAGACAUAUUUGUUCAGAUGGGGUUCGAGGAGAUGCCAACAAAUAAUUUUGUGGAGAGCAGCUUCUGGAAUUUUGAUGCAUUGUUCCAGCCGCAGCAGCACCCUGCUCGUGAUUCUCACGACACCUUCUUUCUAAAAGCUCCUUGUACGACUAGGACACUUCCAGAAGAUUAUGUUGAGAGGGUGAAACGUGUUCAUGAGUCUGGUGGAUAUGGAUCAAGAGGGUAUAAUUGUGAUUGGAAGAGAGAAGAAGCAAACAAGAAUCUUCUCCGAACUCACACAACGGCCGUCUCUUCUAGGAUGCUUCAUGCACUAGCACAGAAACCUUUUGUCCCCAAGAAGUAUUUUUCAAUUGAUCGUGUGUUCAGAAACGAGGCUGUUGAUCGGACCCAUCUGGCAGAGUUCCAUCAAAUGGAAGGUUUGAUAUGUGACCGGGGCCUUACAUUGGGAGACCUGAUUGGUGUAUUAAAAGACUUCUUCUCACGCUUAGGUAUGUCAAAGCUGCGGUUCAAGCCAGCUUACAACCCUUACACAGAACCAAGUAUGGAAAUCUUCAGCUACCAUGAAAAAUUAGACAAGUGGGUGGAAAUUGGAAACUCGGGAAUGUUCAGACCCGAAAUGCUUCUACCAAUGGGUCUUCCGGAGGACGUCAGAGUCAUCGCUUGGGGUCUUGGUCUUGAAAGACCAACAAUGAUAUUAUAUGGUAUCGACAACAUCCGAGAUUUGUUUGGACACAAGGUGGAUCUCGGCCUCAUUAAACGGAAUCCGAUCUGCCGAAUUGGAAUCUGAGAGAAAUUUUAUUGUUUUGUUGAUUCAAAAUGGUCGCCUUUAUUUAUGUUAGGAAAUAUAACAUAUUAGUAUGUAAUUAUCCGAUAAAAAGAUGUGGUUAUAUGAUAAAUACUCUGAUUAAUUUUAUUGAGGCUUGUAGAAACAUACCGUUUCUAUUUAGUUGGUACAAUUGGCUUGUAGAAAUGUAAUUUCUAAAUAUUGGGUUUCAGUUAGUUUA